Fomitopsis serialis is the source of this 597-nucleotide messenger RNA. RefSeq lists its product as uncharacterized. The record is from RefSeq and is a predicted model, not a curated record. NCBI's taxonomy places the organism in Eukaryota, Fungi, Basidiomycota, Agaricomycetes, Polyporales, Fomitopsidaceae. The transcript has 6 exons. The coding region runs from base 1 to 597 and encodes 198 amino acids.
AUGUUUGUAUUCAAGUUCUUGGGCAGCCCAGCUUUCGUAGUCCCGCAAUCACGAAACUCUCGAACGCAGUGCCCGCUUUCCUGUUUGCUUGCCUGGGAUGUUCCGUGCUGUAUGGACAGCUACUCUUCACUAUUGGUCAACCCUGAGUAUGCUCGCCUGCAUAUUCCUCGAGCUGAUACUCUGACUGACAGCUACGGUUUCUUGUCUGGAGCAUAUACCAGAGCUAACCGGCACAACGAUGAAUCGAAGUCGUCUCACUCCACUCUAUCUCCCAGCCGUCACGGCGCCCUGUCGCAGAAGAAACUCAGCUCGGGUGCAACUCGGAGCUCAUUGAUGAACAGGAGACGCCUCGGCAUGUCACUACGACACAUUUCGGUGUAUGCUCGCGAUGUGGGGGCGUGGGAUGUCAUUCACCCGAAAAACCAAUGUUGGCAUGGCCGGAUUGGACGAAUUCCGGGAUACAUACCACCUGACUCAAACCUGACUCGCAAGUACACGCAUUGGUCGUUGUGUAAGCUUCGCUUCUCAGACGUCCGGGAGUACGAAGCACAAUCGGAGGCAGGGGGUGCUAGGACUGCUGAAGAUAUCAUUGCUUGA